AACUUCUUCACAACCCGUGCAUGAAUCCGUAGACGAGAGAAAUCAACGGAGCGGGAAAUUCCACCAUGACCACUUGAGCCGCAAGAUGGGCAACCAGACGACAGGGCCUGGGACCCUCCUCAUGCCCGACUUUGACAAAAACGAUGACGAUCCAUGUAUGGGUUGCGAGGGCGGAGUUUGGUCUUGCCCUGGGCAGUGGUACUCCAGAUCCCUAGUCGUGUUGUCGGGAGUAGAAGAGGGAGGGGGAGGAGGAGUGCUCUCCACCAGUCAGGGAUCAGAAGAUUGAUGGACUGCAGAACUCAGCCGCUUGCCCAAAGCAAAUUGAAUCAAGUGGGAGGUGGUGUGGACAGAGAGUGGACGGGGAGUGGACAGAGAGGGUGGAUUCCCACCGGUUCAGGUUUGGUUGGGCGAGAGAGAUGCAAGAGGGUGCAAGAGGUCCAAGCCUCAUUCGUGGUUAGAUUGCCCGGGAGGCGGUCAGUCCGGGAGCGGGUCAUGAUUUUGGGGGCCAAACAGUCUCUCCUCUUAGCACGGAGUACCCUGAUGGACUAGUAGGAGGGACCUCUACUACGGAGUACGGAGUACUACGACUACUAUCUGGUCUUGACUCAGAGCAUUCUGCCUUGACUGAUCCCGCUCGCUGCGCCGCAGUCUGCCGGAUUAGAAGGUCAUUGGGUAGAGAGCAGUUCCCCUUUUGGGCGAUGGGCAGGGAUCGAUAAUGCCUCUUACAUUUGGACACCAUUCAGUCUAUUGAAUACUUAUUGAUCCAAUCUG
Molecule: messenger RNA, 771 nt
Organism: Aspergillus campestris IBT 28561
Lineage: Eukaryota; Fungi; Ascomycota; Eurotiomycetes; Eurotiales; Aspergillaceae
Exons: 1
Coding region: 154-549 (131 amino acids)
Source: RefSeq, a predicted model, not a curated record